Messenger RNA from Penicillium odoratum, 981 nucleotides. RefSeq lists its product as uncharacterized. The coding region runs from base 1 to 981 and encodes 326 amino acids. The record is from RefSeq and is a predicted model, not a curated record. The transcript is spliced from 5 exons. Lineage: Eukaryota; Fungi; Ascomycota; Eurotiomycetes; Eurotiales; Aspergillaceae.
AUGGUUGACGUCCGGUCUAAGAACCUCUACGAGCUCCUCGGUAAUGACCCCGAGCUCGACCCCAGCAGACCUGCUCCUCCCCCCGCCCGGGCCGUCGACCGUCCCGCUCCCCGCGUUGGCAAGCGUGAUGCCCCCAAGGAGGCUCCCGCCGCCCCUGCUGCCGCUCCUCGCUCCGAGAACCGCCGUGGAGGCCGUGUGACCGCUGGCAACGAAGCUGCCUUCCGCGACCGCAACGCUGGCCGCAACAACAACCGCUCCAAGCCCACCGAGGAGGCCGAGGGACAGACCUCUCGCCCCCGUGGCAACCGCCCUCCCCGCGGUGACCGCCAGUCCCGCACUGGUCAGACCGACACUCGCAAGCAGGUCCAGCAGGGCUGGGGUGGCGAAUCCGGUGAGAAGACCUGGGACGAUGAGCGUGUUGGCGAGACCAUCGCCAAGGAUGACGAGAAGGAGCCCCAGACCCCCGCCGAGGAGGUCGAGGAGGCCGACAAGUCCAAGUCUUACGACGACUACCUCGCCGAGAAGGCCGCCCGUGACAGCCUGGCUGCUAAGCCUGUCCGUGCCGCCAACGAGGGCACCAAGGCCGACAAGAAGUGGGCCGCUGCCACCGAGCUGAAGCGCGAAGAGGGUGAGGCCGCCUACAUUGCCCCCACCGCCGAGAAGAAGCAGCGUGAGAAGCAGCGCAAGGAGAAGAACUUCCUUGACGUCGACAUGCGCUUCGUUGAGCAGCCCCGCUCCGGCCCCUCCAACGGUCCCCGUGGUGACCGUCCCGCUCGUGGUGGUGCCCGUGGUGGCGACCGCGCUCCCCGUGGUGACCGCCCCGCUCGCGGUGGUCCCCGUGGUGGUGCCCCCCGUGGUGCUGCCUCUGGUGCUCCUCGCGGCGGCGCUGCUGCUGCUCCCCGUGGUGCCCGUGGCGGUGCCAAGGCCCCCGCCGGCCCUACCGUCGACGAGAAGAACUUCCCCAGCCUGGGCGGCAACUAA